This is a messenger RNA of Guillardia theta CCMP2712, 1230 nucleotides long. RefSeq lists its product as hypothetical. Lineage: Eukaryota; Cryptophyceae; Pyrenomonadales; Geminigeraceae. Gene Ontology annotation, molecular function: chloride channel activity. The coding region runs from base 1 to 1230 and encodes 409 amino acids. The transcript has 6 exons. The record is from RefSeq and is a predicted model, not a curated record.
AUGCUGGACCCCCCCAUUUCCCUGGAAUACACCCACCCUUCAUCCCUGCCUGAACUGCGUCCCGUCGCGCUCUUGCGCCUAGGAGCGUCAAGUGCCGAGGGUCAAGGAGACCGUACCGCUGCGCCCGCCGAGGCGCUGCCGGGAAGUUGCGGCCGGCCGGUCCGGCGGGCCGCCGCCCGGGUGCUACCCGGCGUACCUUUGUCGACCGGGACCAUGCGGGUGCGGCUCGAUUCCAACGGAUCGGACAACUACAAGGAGGCGAGCCGGCUGUACAGGAGGACGAUCUUCACUAGCGACGACUGGCUCACCUUCCGAUCGACCGAGCGCUUGUUCAGCAACCUCUCCACCAUGUUCACCUCCGGCAUCAUCCGAGGCCUCUGGGUGGAGGUGGGGGUCGUGACUUUGACUGCCCUGCUCGCCUACUUCACUAACGCUGCCAUCCUAAACGGGCUCAUUCCCGACGUCCCCCGGGACGGAACCUUCAUGCUCGCCCUGCCGACGCUGCCGUUCCAGCUCUCCUCUCCUGCCCUCGCCCUCCUCCUCGUCUUCCGGACCAACACGGUCUACGCGAGGUGGAACGAGGCAAGAUGCAACUGGAUGAGGAUAGAGCAUCUGUGCAGCAACAUCGCGAGGCAGGGCAUGUCGUACCUGGAGAAGGAGUACAGGGAGGAGCAUGCGCGGAGGGUUGUCGCUCUGUCCCACGUCCUGAAGGAUCACUUCCGCCACGAUCCUGAUGAGGAGCAGAAGCUGAAGUCAAAGCUGACGCAGCUGCUGGGGAGGAAGGAGAGCGAGAGGAUCAUGAGCUCAUCGGUGCGGCCGGUGCAGGCGCUGGCAGACAUCACGAGGAUCGUUCGGCGAUCGCAGGAGAUUGAUGGGAGUACCAAGGCAAGAUUUGACCUCCACCUGGACGAGCUCACCAGCGCAUGGGUAGCAUGUGACAGGCUGCAGAAGAUGCCGGUUCCGCUGGUGUACACCCGUCACACUGGUCGCUUCCUCGCCCUGUGGAUCUUGCUGCUUCCGUUUGCGCUGGUGAAGGAGCUCGGAGACAGCUUCCUUAUGGUCCCCGUCUGCUCCCUUGUGGGAGUGUUCUUCUUCGGGAUCGAGGAGCUCGGCGUGCAGAUCGAGGAGCCGUUCUCCAUCCUCCCGCUCGAGGACUACGUGGACUGCAUCGAGCGCAACGAGAAGCCGAGCGAUCCCGUGGUAGGGGAGGAUGCAGAGCCUUGGAACUGA